AACCUUGAUAAAAAUCUGACUAACACUGUUGAGGAUUUUGUGUCAAAAGACUCAAACCAGUCUGCUUAAAACACGGGAGACUUUUCUCUACAAGAAAUCUCUUUCUCUCCCAUCUCUCUCCCAAAAUCUCUCCCAAAACAAAAAUACUGAUGGAGAGAAAGUGGGAGAUGCAAGGUGGUGGUGGUGGUCUUGGAGGAAAUAGUAGUGGAGGGCCCGUCAUGAUGGUCCCAUCUUCAUCAUCUGCUCAUAACCCUAAUCCAACUAAUAAUAGCAAUAAUAGUAAUAAUACCUUGUUUGACUAUCAUCAUCGUCAUAUAUUUUCUUCGCCUUUUAUGGUUCAAGAUAAUAACUCAGCGGCGGCUACUUUCACCGGCUGUUAUUUGAUGGAAUCUGCUGCUCCGAACAACGGCGCCAGCUCUUCUGGUUCGGCUGUGAAGGCGAAGAUCAUGGCUCAUCCUCACUACCACCGCCUCUUGGCUGCCUAUAUUAACUGUCAGAAGAUAGGAGCACCUCCGGAGGUGGUGGCUAGGCUAGAGGAAGCCUACGUGACUAUGGGGGCGUCUCGAGGUGGAUCAAGCGGCCCCUCCGCAAUUGGGCAAGAUCCGGCGCUGGAUCAGUUCAUGGAAGCAUACUGUGAGAUGUUGGGUAAAUAUGAGCAAGAACUUGCUAAGCCUUUCAAGGAAGCCAUGCACUUUCUCACCAAGAUUGAGUACCAGUUCAAAGCCCUCACCGUCUCCUCUUUAGAUUCUUCUGCUUGUCCUGACCCUAUGGAUGGAAAUGCGUCAUCUGAAGAAGAGGUUCAUUUAAACAAUGGUCUGGUAGAUCCUCAAGCAGAAGACAGGAAGCUAAAAGGUCAGCUUCUGCGCAAGUACAGUGGAUAUCUGGGAAAUCUGAAGCAAGAGUUCAUGAAGAAAAGAAAGAAAGGAAAAUUGCCGAAAGAAGCAAGGCAGCAGUUAAUGGAAUGGUGGAGCAAAAAUUACAAAUGGCCUUACCCAUCGGAGUCCCAAAAAGUUGCUCUAGCGGAAGCUACAGGUCUGGAUCAGAAGCAGAUAAACAACUGGUUUAUCAACCAAAGGAAGCGGCACUGGAAGCCAUCGGACGAAAUGCAGUUCGUGAUGAUGGAUGCUGCAGCUGCACAUCAUCCCCAUUAUUACAUGGACAAUGUCUACGGAAAUCCUUUCCCCAUGGAUAUCUCACCGCAGUUUCUUUGAAGACGAGACUUGGAUGAUAAGUUUAACCUAACAAUCAUAUAACUAUUGGUGAGAAGCAGAUUAAAAUCUAGCUAAAACUGUCUUAUAACUAUCUAAUGUAUAUCACUCUGGCUGGUGAUUACGCAUAUAUAUAGUACUCCAGUAUAAGCUAUGAGACUUGCUACCUUUUGCUAUUAUUGUUUUGCUACUUUGACCUGAUCUUUGAGUCUGUAAUAUAUUGUUAUGCUGGUUAAUACCAUGAUUUUUAUGCUUGUUA
Messenger RNA from Daucus carota subsp. sativus, 1467 nucleotides. RefSeq names its product homeobox protein SBH1-like. Lineage: Eukaryota; Viridiplantae; Streptophyta; Magnoliopsida; Apiales; Apiaceae. Gene Ontology annotation, molecular function: DNA-binding transcription factor activity, RNA polymerase II-specific; RNA polymerase II cis-regulatory region sequence-specific DNA binding. The transcript has 4 exons. Bases 150 to 1211 code for a protein of 353 amino acids. Gene Ontology annotation, cellular component: nucleus. The record is from RefSeq and is a predicted model, not a curated record. Gene Ontology annotation, biological process: regulation of transcription by RNA polymerase II.